Megachile rotundata (alfalfa leafcutting bee) is the source of this 1610-nucleotide messenger RNA. It is a transcript of the gene Gmd, whose product is annotated as GDP-mannose 4,6 dehydratase. The record is from RefSeq and is a predicted model, not a curated record. Lineage: Eukaryota; Metazoa; Arthropoda; Insecta; Hymenoptera; Megachilidae. Gene Ontology annotation, biological process: 'de novo' GDP-L-fucose biosynthetic process. Gene Ontology annotation, molecular function: GDP-mannose 4,6-dehydratase activity.
CUUUCGCGUAAACAAAAUCAUUGGAUUAUACUGAUUAUCUUGCCGGUUUAGUUUUAUAAAUAUAUGUAGAGCGUAGUUUCAUGUAGUGAUAUGAUAAAUGUGUAAACGUAACACGUCACAUUUUAUCAGUAUAUUUAUAUGGAUAAUAUUUGCUUUAGUGGAUAAAAUUUGAAGAAGUUUUACAGCUCUUUUAGAGAAAAAAAAACAUUCUGUGAUAAUACAUGGAAAUGGCAACCGGUGAUGAAAGACGAGUUGCAUUAAUUACGGGUAUUACCGGACAAGAUGGUUCCUAUUUAGCAGAAUUUUUAUUGGAAAAAGGAUAUGAUGUUCAUGGAAUAAUUAGGCGAGCUAGUUCUUUUAAUACUGCUCGAAUUCAACAUCUUUAUGCAGAUCCAAAAUGUCAUCGUCAGGGUAAAAUGAAGUUACAUUACGGUGAUAUGACAGAUUCCAGUAGUUUAGUUAAAGUAAUUAGCACUGUGCAACCGACAGAAAUUUAUAAUCUAGCUGCUCAGAGUCAUGUUAUGGUCAGUUUUGAAGUCAGUGAAUACACUGCUGAGGUUGAUGCAGUAGGAACAGUUAGAUUACUAGAUGCUAUACGUACUUGUGGUCUUGAGAAAUCUGUAAAAUUUUAUCAUGCAUCAACAUCUGAACUUUAUGGCAGAGUAACACAGGUGCCUCAGAAUGAAAAAACUCCAUUUUAUCCCCGUUCUCCAUAUGCUUGUGCAAAAUUGUAUAGUUUUUGGAUCGUAGUGAAUUAUAGAGAAGCAUAUAAUAUGUUCGCAUGUAAUGGAAUAUUAUUCAAUCAUGAGAGUCCUCGUAGAGGAGAGAAUUUUGUUACAAGGAAAGUGACUAGGUCUAUAGCAAAAAUACAGUUAGGCUUACAAGAUGUACUUGAGUUAGGAAACUUAGAUGCUAAACGAGAUUGGGGACAUGCAAAGGACUAUGUUGAAGCAAUGUGGUUGAUGCUACAACAACCAGUUCCAGAUGAUUAUGUUAUAGCAACAGGAGAAACGCACAGUGUUAGGGAAUUUGUAGAGGCAGCUUUUCGCUAUGUGGGUCGUACAAUUAAAUGGGAGGGUGAAGGUGUAACUGAAACAGGGCAAGAUGCAGAGACAGGACAAGUUUUGGUUAAAGUGAAUCCUAAAUAUUUCCGUCCAACAGAAGUAGAUGUACUUUUGGGUGAUGCUACUAAAGCAAAGGAAAAAAUAGGUUGGAAACCUACAGUCACAUUUGAGGCUCUUGUAAAAGACAUGAUGGAUUCUGAUUUAGAAUUAAUGAGCAAAAAUCCAGUUGCUUGAAAUCAUUUGUUACCUACCCAUAAUAAAACUCAGUGCAUUUUCAAAAUACAUUCUAUGUCUCUAUGAGACAGUGAUAUAUUUAUUGUACUAACUAAACUUUCCAAGCAAUAGAAUUAAGAGAGGCAACUGAUCUACAAUAUGUACAUACAAAUAGUGAUACAUAAUGAACAUUUAUAGUAGAUAUAUCGUUUAAUUCCACUAAAAACCGGUUCAUAUAAUAGCAAAGUUACUUUUAAGAGGACACGUAGAAGGAGAAAUUAAUUAUAAGAUCGAAUGUUUUAGUCAUUAAUAAAUGGCACAAGGUUGAAAUAA